Messenger RNA from Colletotrichum abscissum, 816 nucleotides. RefSeq lists its product as uncharacterized. Bases 1 to 816 code for a protein of 271 amino acids. The record is from RefSeq and is a predicted model, not a curated record. Gene Ontology annotation, cellular component: mitochondrion. The transcript has 2 exons. Lineage: Eukaryota; Fungi; Ascomycota; Sordariomycetes; Glomerellales; Glomerellaceae. Gene Ontology annotation, biological process: mitochondrial respiratory chain complex IV assembly.
AUGGCCAAACCGACAGCAAUGGCCGUAGACGCCCUUCCGAGGUUCCUGCUUCCUAGACUCAGCUGGACUGGUCCUGCGACAGCAUCCCAAGCCCUACGGCCUGUUUCGGCACUCCCUCCGAGCUCGCGCCGUCGGAUGCACACCCGAACCAGUGCUUUCCACGAUUCGAAUUUACCAUCCAGAUGCCGCAGCAAUGGCUUCAAGACCGAGCGCGCCUCUAUACUGGCGAGCCCGGGCCUCACGAGGUCCUUCCAUGCGACUCCUUCAAGGCAAAGAGACCACCACUUUGAUACCUUGAAGUUCGUCCAGCGGAUGAAGAGCGAGGGCUUCACGGAGGUGCAGGCCGAGGCCACGAUGAAGGUCCUGAACGAUGUAAUACAAGAAAGCAUACAGAACCUCACCCGAACCAUGGUCCUCCGCGAAGACGCCGCCAAGGCAACCUACACGCAAAAGGUCGACUUUGCCAAGCUGCGCUCCGAACUCCUGUCCGCCGACAGCACCGAGUCGAGCACGACGCGCGCGUCCCACGAGAAGCUCGGCAACGACAUUGCGAAGCUGAGCUCCCGGCUGCGGGACGAGAUCGGCAGGACGCAGGCCAGUGUCCGCCUGGACCUGAACCUGGAGAAGGGUCGCAUCCGCGAGGAGGCUGUCGGCCAGGAGCUCAAGAUCAAGGAGACGGAAACAAAGAUUGAGCAGGAGGUGGCGGCGCUGCGCGAGAAGCUUGAGCAGGUCAAGUUCCAGACGCUGCAGUGGCUGAUGGGAGUGUGUACCGGUUUCGCCGCUCUGCUUCUUGGUGCCUGGAGGUUGCUCAUGUAA